Peromyscus californicus insignis is the source of this 2676-nucleotide messenger RNA. RefSeq names its product maestro heat like repeat family member 9 (gene Mroh9). The record is from RefSeq and is a predicted model, not a curated record. Lineage: Eukaryota; Metazoa; Chordata; Mammalia; Rodentia; Cricetidae. The transcript is spliced from 21 exons. Bases 1 to 2676 code for a protein of 891 amino acids. Gene Ontology annotation, cellular component: cytoplasm.
AUGGCACAAGACACUUCAAACACAAUGACUCGUCUCCAGACUUUGCAGACCACUGUGAAGUGGUACCAUGUGGAGUUUAAAGCUGAAAUCCUAUUGGAUACAUACUCAACCAUGCUAAGUGAUCAAUCCAUUAUCUUGGCCAUGAACUCUAGUUUCAUUGAUCCUUUGUUGCAAUUUGAGUCACAGUUGAGGAUAAUAGAGUUAUCUUUCAAAAAGGCAUUUUCCUUACCAACUCUUAACACAGUGAAAUCAAUGGGGAAGAACCCUGAGGAGAUUAGGGACCUGCAGAGUUUAUAUGAAAAUAUUUUCAAUGUAUAUGAAGAUACUCUUAUUAUUUUAGUGUCUAAAGACUUCUACAAGAUACAGAUCUUAAAGGAAAUGGUCACCUGGAUGAGUCAGAAUAAGCAGUACCUGCAAGAACGAGUAAUGAUGCUCAUCACCAGAGUGCUCAUCUUUGCAUCCAGGAGAGUCAAGAAAUACCCAAGUAUCGAUGUUCCAUGUUUAGGUCUCCUGGCAGCAGAACUCUCACUCUUGUGUGCCCACGAAGAUCCCUUAAUCACACAACAAGCAAUCACAGGGAUGAAUUACGUCCUCAAAAUUGCAAUGUAUCAGAAGUCUAACUUUGUAAAACGCAAAUCUAGCAUGGCAAGUGACAGAGAGACCAAUAACCCCAAGGAGAUAACUUCUGACUUUGAAUUACUAUCCAAGACCAUGCAAGGAGACAGAAACAAAAUUGCCCAGAGUGUGGGACAAACAUUACUGCCCCACUUGCUGAGUGACUUCGUGUGGACCCUCCUGAGGAAGCUUUUCUCAUCUAAUAAGGAAUCAGCACUUGAGGCUGCAUUCUUACUGAAUCUGACUUUGGAGUAUCAUGCUCAGAAGAUCACCACGGUGUCUAAAAUUGUGGAUGACAUUUAUGAACAACUCACUGGGAAUUUUUCCCACCCGAUGAACAUUGUCUUGUUGCAGGUUAUCAGCCUGCUGACAAGAGCCUUCCCUAAGAAGGUGAUCUUUCAGCUCAUGGAGUUUCCAGUCCCUGCAGACAAUGCGCUGCUACUGAUGUGGCAAGCAGCAAGUGCCGAUUCAAGAGUUGCAGCUCAAGUGCUGAAGACAAUCUUGUCAAUACUGAAAGGAAAGCCUGUGGAGAUGGAGGAAACCCUGGUAGAAAGAAGACGUUUCUCCCUUGAUGCUACCAACAUGAUGCCUGUGGCGGCAUCUCAGGCCCUGUGCACAUUUCUACCUGUGAAAUCUUAUAAGAAAGUGGUGGCCAAGCUCUUCCCCGAGUUCCUGAUGGCCCUCAUGCUUCAACUCUUCUACUGUAGUCAGCUUUUAAAAGACACGGCACAGAACAGAUCUAUCUAUGUACGAGAUGGCCUGAAGGUUCUGCUGAAUAGCUCUGGACUAAAAGAAGUGGAUGACGCUCUAGAGAAAAAGAAUUUCUGGGACCAGUUUUCUCAAGUCAUGGAUCACCAGUACGGGAUCCACCUCAUCGCAAAAACUCUCAGUGAAUGUAACUUUCCACAGUUUCCAGAGACCCUGCAUUAUGUCUACAAGGUUGCAGUAGAAGGCCCUAGAAGGUCAGAAGACAGUAUCGUCACAAUAAUAUUCUUUGCUGAACUUCUGAACAACUUCUUCAAGGAAUCAUUACCGAAGGAAUUUUUGGUUCUCUUCAGAAACUGGAUUAAUGAUCCCAAUCCUUCAGUUAGCAAAAUGAGCCUUCAGAAAAUUGCGAGCAUGGCACCCGUUUUCAGUGAAUUAGAAAACGUCUGCAACCUGUUACUCCCAGUCUUGGAUGCUUUUCUUUCCAAAGAGUACACUGUGGUCAUCCGGGCCAUGCUCACCCUCCGAAACAUUUUGAGCAAACUGGACAAGGAGAUCUACUCCACGGUGUGUACCAGGAUUGCUUCCAGCUACUGUCCUCUUAUGGAUCACGUUAAUAGUGACAUUCAAUGCAUGGCCAUUCGACACUUUGGUGAAUUACUUCUGGAUAUGAGUCAUUACAAACGGAUGCUAAACCAUGUAAUCAUAAGAAGUCUUGUGCCCCUGCUCCUGUUUUUGGAGUCUAACGAAAUAAGACUUGUGAAUGCUUGCAGAUAUACAUUAACUAUCUGCUUCUCACAACUAAAGUGGUCAAUAUCACAUCUGCUCAAAGAGGAAAAUUACUGUUUUGAGUCAGUGGUUCUCAGCAUCUGCAACAACCUUCUUUCUUCUUAUGAGAGUUACAUUACGGAUUUAAUAUCUGGUACCUUAGGGUUCCUGUGGAGCUCCCGAACAUUUCUGAAGAAAGGAGCCACUAUAUUAAUAGGGUACUUGGGGAAAUCUGGAGCACAUUUACUUCUCAAAGAAGAAAUUGAUGUCAUGAUUGAGGUUAUUGAACGAGUGGCUCGGGACGAAGAUCCUGUGAUCAAGUUGUUGGCAGAAAAAACCCGUAAAAUUUUUAGAGAAAUAGCUUAUAGAAUAACCUCUUCAACCAUCAGACAAACCUUUCGAAGAUGGGCUAUGAUGUUCCAUACCAAAAAAUUGAAGCUUAUUUAUGACUUGGCCAAUAUUACAUCCCUUGAGGAGAGCACUCCAGAAGACUUUACAGAAGUGAAGCCUGAGGAGAACCUGGAGAACCUUGUUGAGGAGAAACCCGAAUAUCUCUUUCAAGAGAAACGAGUUUCUUUUGCCUCUUAG